This is a messenger RNA of Bradysia coprophila, 4251 nucleotides long. It is a transcript of the gene Pfas, whose product is annotated as phosphoribosylformylglycinamidine synthase. Gene Ontology annotation, cellular component: cytoplasm. The record is from RefSeq and is a predicted model, not a curated record. Gene Ontology annotation, molecular function: phosphoribosylformylglycinamidine synthase activity. Gene Ontology annotation, biological process: 'de novo' IMP biosynthetic process. Lineage: Eukaryota; Metazoa; Arthropoda; Insecta; Diptera; Sciaridae.
CAUAACCUUUGAAACUGUUGACACUUGUUGAUUUGGAUUGAUGAUGGUAUGUUGAAGUGUAUAGUGUGUUAUUUACUCUCUAAGAAGUACAGCAUUCGAAUUUGAUUCGGCCGGACACUUCUGUGUGAACCAUGACGAUCAUACGAUAUUAUGCACCGAAUGCAUUCGACGAUGGUAAGACUGCAGCGAUACUGAAAUCAUUGCAACAGUUGAAUCCAAAAAUCGUCAACAUUAAAACCGAAAAGUGCUAUCACAUCGAAAUCAAUGAUAGCGCCAAGAAAUCAUCGCAAAAUGCCGAAGAGAUUUUACAAUGGAUUUUGAAACGACCGCAACAGGAAGGUGGUUUGUGUCAAAGUUCGACAUUGAAUGCGAAUGAGAAGAAUACCUGUACGAUUGAAAUCGGACCGCGGUUCAACUUUUCAACAGCUCAGUCAACCAACAGUGUAAGCAUUUGUCAGAAUGUUGGUCUAACGGAAGUGAGGCGGCUAGAAGUUUCGAUUAAAUAUUUGCUAUUCGUAAACGAUGUACUCUCCGCUGUAGAUGUGGACAACAUUUUCAACACACUGGGAGAUAAGAUGACCCAAUGCAGAUAUACAACGGACAAUUACCCAAUCAACAGCUUCGAUGAACAACUUCCGGCCAUGCAAGAAUCGUGGUACCGAGUGCCUUUAUUGCAAGAAGGACGCACGGCGCUGGAAAAGGUCAACAAAAGUCUGGGCCUUUCAUUCGACGAAUGGGAUCUGCAGUUCUACACGAAUCUCUUUCAAAAUGUUUUGAAGCGUGAUCCGACCAGCGUCGAACUGUUCGACUGUGCCCAAAGUAACAGUGAACAUUCGCGUCACUGGUUUUUCAAGGGGAAAAUGGUUAUCGAUGGCAUUGUGCAGGAAAAGUCGUUAAUCAAAAUGAUUAUUGACACGCAGAAUCAUUCGAACAAAAACAACACAAUAAAGUUCAGUGAUAACAGCAGUGCGGUUGUUGGAUUUGAACAUAAAUCGUUACGGCCGACCAAUGUGUCUGGUCCUGGAAAAUUUCAAGUGGGUGACGUCAAAUCAGAUCUGAUUUUCACGGCCGAAACGCAUAAUAUGCCGACGGCUGUUGCUCCGUUCAGUGGAGCAACAACGGGCACUGGUGGUCGUAUAAGAGACGUUCAAGGUGUUGGACGUGGUGGUCACACAAUCGCUGGCACAGCUGGAUAUUGUGUCGGAAAUCUGAAUAUUCCAGGUUAUGACCUGCCGUACGAAAAUGGUAGCUGGGCUUAUCCUCCAUCGUUUGCGUCGCCAUUGAAAAUAAUUAUUGAAGCGAGUAAUGGUGCUUCAGAUUACGGCAAUAAAUUUGGCGAACCGGUCGUCUCUGGUUUUGCCAUCUCUUACGGUGUGCUGAAUGGAUCGAACGAACGCGACGAAUAUGUCAAACCGAUUAUGUUCAGUGGUGGACUGGGUACGAUGGAUGCAAAGCAGACAAAGAAACUGGACCCGAAGAAGGGUAUGCUUCUGGCGAAAAUUGGCGGCCCUGUUUAUCGUAUCGGUGUCGGAGGUGGAGCUGCUAGUUCGGUUGAGGUUCAGGGAGAUAACAGCUGCGAAUUGGAUUUCAAUGCGGUUCAGAGAGGCGAUGCUGAAAUGGAAAAUAAGCUGAACCGUGUCGUGCGGGCUUGCAUUGAAAUGGGUGAUGACAAUCCCAUUUUGGCCAUUCACGAUCAAGGCGCUGGCGGUAAUGGUAAUGUGUUGAAGGAGUUGGUCGAGCCGGGCUAUGCCGGAGCCACGAUAUUUUCAAAAGAGUUUCAACUCGGUGAUCAGACGAUUAAUAGUUUAGAACUUUGGGGAGCUGAAUAUCAAGAAAACAAUGCAAUCCUCUGUAGGGCAGAAGAUCGUCAACUUCUGGAACAGAUUUGCAUCCGGGAACGCUGUCCCAUCAGCUUUGUAGGAAUAGUAAAUGGAAACGGUUACGUUACGCUGAUUGAGUCACACGCCGACUUUGAAAACUACGAAAACUUGUCGACUGAAUCGAGUCCCUUCAACAUGCACCUGAAAGAUGUCCUGGGUGAUAUGCCACAGAAAACCUAUGCUUUGAGCCGCGCUGCUUCCGUUUCGGUACCAUUCCACGCGACAAUUAACAGCAAUAACUACAACGAUCAGCUAAUGACCGUACUGAGCAUUUUAUCCGUCGGAAGUAAACGAUUUUUAACCAGUAAGGUAGAUCGAUGUGUUACCGGAUUGAUUGCUCAACAGCAAUGUGUUGGACCACUUCACACUCCAUUGGCUGAUUAUGCUGUCACAGCUGUGUCCCACUUCGGCUAUAACGGCAUUGCCACAUCAAUCGGUACACAACCGAUGAAAGGUUUAAUUGAUGCUAGUGCUGGAGCUCGAAUGUCCGUGGCUGAGGCCAUUUCGAACUUAGUUUUCGUUCGGAUCAGUCAGCUCGGAGAUGUUAAGUGCUCGGGUAAUUGGAUGUGGGCUGCUAAAUUGGCCGGUGAAGGUGCAAGGAUGUACGAUACUUGUGCGGAUAUGUGCAAAUUGAUGAAUGAAUUGGGUGUGGCUAUAGACGGAGGAAAAGACUCACUAUCGAUGGCAGCAAGAGUAAAUAACGAUACCAUUAAAUCGCCGGGAACGUUGGUAAUUUCGACGUAUGCUCCUUGUCCGGACAUCAGAGUGAAAAUUACUCCUGAUCUGAAAUCACCAGCUGUGGGUCGAAAGGGCAACCUGAUCUGGAUUAAUAUUGAAAAUAAAUUCCGUAUCGGCGGAUCAGCUUUGGCUCAGUCACAUUCUCAACAAGGCGAGGGAUGUCCAAAUAUUGCCAAUUCCAAAGUGCUGAAGGAUGCAUUUAACGUCACCCAGCAAUUAUUAGUUGAAGGGGUGCUUUUGGCAGGUCAUGAUAUUAGCGAUGGCGGACUCGUUGUGUGUCUACUUGAAAUGGCGUUUGCUGGUCUGUGCGGUCUGGACAUAAAAUUAUCGGAUAUUCCUAAGCGACUGAACAAAAAUGCAUUUGUGAUGGAUCGCUUAUCCAAUCAGGAAAUUCCAUUGCUAUUACUGUUUGCCGAAGAAUGCGGCUGGAUCCUCGAAGUUUCGGAUGAAAAUCUUGACCGAGUGUUGGGCGAAUUUAAGAGACACAACGUUCCGGCUUAUCUUAUUGGCCACUCAAGCGGCAAUGGUUUAUCAUCAACAGUUAAUAUUGAAUACGAUGGUCGAACCAUAAUCAAUGGCUCAACGUUAACGUUCUUCAAACAAUGGGAACGAACCAGCUUUGAGUUGGAAAAACUUCAAAUGAACGCCGAUUGUGCAAUAGAGGAGUAUGGAACGUAUGAUUAUCGCAAAGGACCAUCGUUUCACUGUACUUUCGAUCCUGAUGUAGAAAUGCUGUUAAGCAAGAAGACCGUACGGGUGGCUGUUAUCCGUGAGGAAGGCACAAAUGGCGACAGGGAAAUGAUCGCGACACUGAUGAAUGCCAACUUUGAAGUGCAUGAUGUAACCAUGCAAGAUCUUCUAUUGAAGAAGACAUCGUUGGAUCAAUACAGAGGCGUUGUAUUCCCAGGUGGUUUCAGCUAUGCCGACACCUUAGGAUCGGCCAAGGGCUGGGCCGCGAGCAUUAUGUACAGCAAAGAAUUAGCUCCACAGUUCCAUCACUUUAAGAAUCGCCCUGACACUUUCUCUCUCGGUGUGUGCAACGGCUGUCAGCUGAUGAGUCUAAUUGGUUGGAUUGGUGUUGAGAAUUCUGCGGAGAUCGUAUCGGUUCCUGAUGUGGCUUUACUGGAAAAUCGGUCGGAGAGAUAUGAAUGCCGCUGGGUAACACUUCAGAUUCAACCAAGCAAAUCAAUCAUGUUACGGAAAAUGGCUGGCAGUGUAAUCGGAUGCUGGAUAGCUCAUGGAGAAGGAAGAUUUUCUUUCAAAAAUGCGUCAGUUCUGUCGACAUUAAGAGCUGCCAAUUCAAUCGCUAUGAAUUACGUGGACGAUGACAACAAACCGACCGAAAUCUACCCAAUGAAUCCGAAUGGAAGCGUCGACGGAAUUGCGGGCAUUUGUUCGAUCGAUGGACGUCAUUUGGCUAUGAUGCCACAUCCGGAAAGAUGUAGCCAGAUGUGGGAAUGGCCGUACGUUUCUCCAGGAUUCAAUUUCCAGAAAUCUCCGUGGCAAUGUAUGUUCGAUGAAGCGUAUGGCUGGUGUUGCAGUGAAAAUGUGUAGUGGGUGGUACAGAGAACAUUGAAAAUGGAGUUUUUGUACAAUUUAUAUUUUGCAAUAAAUUAGUAGCUUUCAAGCACAA